This is a messenger RNA of Ostrinia furnacalis (Asian corn borer), 2446 nucleotides long. RefSeq names its product pyridoxal-dependent decarboxylase domain-containing protein 1. Gene Ontology annotation, cellular component: intracellular membrane-bounded organelle. The transcript has 15 exons. NCBI's taxonomy places the organism in Eukaryota, Metazoa, Arthropoda, Insecta, Lepidoptera, Crambidae. The record is from RefSeq and is a predicted model, not a curated record. The coding region runs from base 141 to 2315 and encodes 724 amino acids.
GAAGCAAUAAUUCCCUUCAUUCGGAGCUUCCCUUCUCUCUCGUUUCAUUCCUUCAGCCACCCACGUCAAAACAUUGAAAAAGUGACGUUUACAGAUUUUCAUGUUGGUGUAAUAAAAUUGCAAUAAAUUCGCCACGCAGCAUGGGAGAUACACCAGCUUCAGAUUCCGAGUCCAACAAACAAAGCCCGAAAAGCGAGGCUUCCCCUGAAGAGGGCCGGCGUCCGUUUGGCGGGCUAGAAUUUCAGGUUUCAGAAGUGGUAGGCCGGCUCGAGGCCGGCGUGAACGCCCAAGAUGUGGCGGAAGAGGAAAAAAAGCCGGAACCGCGUAAAAUCAGUGCGGGGUUCUUCGAGCCUGAUGAAAUGCCAAUGGAUGAGAUUUUGAAGGUUUUAGAGGAUCUGGUGUUGAAGACUGACACUAAUUGUGAGACUAUGGAGCCUCCGUUGCUGCCUACGGAUGCUGUGACGAGAGCGACGAUUCUGUCUCAUAGUAUAUCCGCGUUGUUUGGGAGGCUGGAUCGGUCUCACGCAGCGAGGCUCGGCGCACACAUAGCGAGUGAGACCACUCGCUGGAUGGCGCACAUGUUCAGACUGUCGGAUUACAACGCGUUCUAUCACCAUGAGCACUUGGAGGGCCUGGUUCGAGUCACACGAAUGCUCCUGCACCACAGAUACCCUCGCUAUUUGGAGGACGGAGCGCUGGCGUUCACAAACCGGCUGCCCUGCAUAUACAGCUGUGUGGCCAGUCCACUGGGCAUAGUGCAGCACCUCUGCAGACAGCUGGGUCUGCCGCUGGCCUGCGUCAGGCCUGUGCCGGUCAAUGCUGAUGGCAAGGGCAUGGACAUCGAAGCCCUAGAGCGCCUAUGCGACGAAGAUGUAACGGCCAACAAGACGCCCCUACUAGUGCUGGGCGAGGUGGGUGCCCCCCCGUUAGGCUGGGGGUCACCGCUCGCCACUUUGGGGGCCAUUUGCACUAAGAGGAACCUGCAUUUGCAUGUGAGGGGCCAUGCGUUGGCUUUGCCCGCUGCUAGCGGAAGAGAUCAGAGUUUCAGCAUAGCAGAUUCCGUCACACUAACUCCAGGGCCUUGGUUUGGAAUACCUGGACUGCCUACUGUUACAUUUUACAAAAUACCAGAAGCUAUCACUGCCAACGAUCACUCAAAAGCUGUUAGUUCGGUGGGUAGCAGGGAAGGCGCGCUAGCAGCCCUGGCAGGGCUGUCAGGCGGCGGCGGGCGUUUGCCGGCGCUGCCGUUAUGGACGUGCAUCCGAGCGGCGGGCGCGCGCCGGCUCACGCAGCGUUUGAACGCCGCGUUUAGAUCCGCCCGCGCCGCGCAUACGGUGGUGUCGCAGGCGCAGCUGAGGCUAUUGAGCGAUCGACCAGGCGGCGAUGAACCUCCUAAUGUGGACAUAGUCGAAGCAGUGAGCCAAGCGUCCGCGUGUGUAGCCUUCCAGUUUGCGCCGCCAGACGUGGAGAAGCCGCCGCCGUACUACGACAAGCUCAACUCCUGGCUUGGACAAGUGCUGCAGAGAGAGGCUGAGAUGCUAAGCAUAGAAGUCUGCGAAACAGAGUCCCACGGCAUAGUCCUCCGGUACUGUCCUUUAGAAGGCUCUUUGCUUGAAGAAGACAAAGUUGAAGCCUGGGCCGGCGAGCUAGAAGCACAACUACACGUGUUACACGCGACCGUGUCCCUCAGAGACCCCUUCCACCAAAGGGUUAACGAGCAUCCGUACUUGAAGUUGGUGCAUGUACCCGGCUGGGCUGGUCUAGGAGGAGUCCGGUUCGUGCCUCCAGGCUGGGAGGAAGCGUCGCCAGAUGACCUCAAUGCCCUCAACCGACAGCUGGUUGACACUCUACGCGAGUCAGACGGAGCCUUCUCUUGUGGGGACGGAGAAGACGGCAUGGCUUGUGUCAGAUUCGGCAUGGUGACAGCUGAUACGGACAUAGAGGAACUACUAGAGCUGGUGGCGACGGCCGGGCGAGAUGUGGAAGAGAGAUCGCGCGUGCUCACAGACAUGAGCGAAGUCGUCAAGAAAGGAAUCGAAGCAGCGCAAGCGGAUUUGGAGCGCGAAAGUGCAGAACGGCUAUGGCAGGAAGGGCUCCUUCGACGCGUGCCCGUGGUGGGCCGCGUGGUGGACUGGUGGUCGCCCAGCGCCGCGCCGCCGCCUAUUGGACGAAGACUACACCUUGGGCUGGGGACUUUGCAGACUACGGACGAUGUUUACAGAUUCGUCCAAAACAAAAAGCAAGAGGAACCGGAGGAGCCGGCGCGUGCCCAUUCUCCUUCCCGUCCGACGCAGCCGUCGCUGCCGGCGCAAUAGUACAAACCGUCCAUAUGCAUAUGGCACGGCUGACCGCGCGGUAUUCACGUCAAUAUGUAGAUAUGUAACGGCUAUUAUACAGGGUGGAAACGUUAAGUGAUCUCACUCGAUUAUUUCUAAACUAUACAGGG